Messenger RNA from Cydia amplana, 1105 nucleotides. RefSeq names its product DNA-binding protein D-ETS-6-like. NCBI's taxonomy places the organism in Eukaryota, Metazoa, Arthropoda, Insecta, Lepidoptera, Tortricidae. Gene Ontology annotation, biological process: regulation of transcription by RNA polymerase II; cell differentiation. Bases 161 to 1105 code for a protein of 314 amino acids. The record is from RefSeq and is a predicted model, not a curated record. Gene Ontology annotation, cellular component: nucleus. The transcript has 7 exons. Gene Ontology annotation, molecular function: DNA-binding transcription factor activity, RNA polymerase II-specific; sequence-specific DNA binding.
AUUUAACCGUAUCGCGAAUGCACCAGCGUGCGCAUACGUCACGACGAUGACGCGUCAACGUUACGCUUUACGCUAUACAUAAAGCGGCGCGUAGCGGCCGCGCGUCUAGUCCUCGGCUACCAUCCGCGGCGACAGCACCCUGGCGCCCCGCGAUGCUUGCAUGGAGCCCCCUGCGCCUGGGCAGGCGCCCUUGCUGCCCGAGAGCCCUGAGCAUCCCUCCUCGCCGGCGCAUGACGACGACGAGGUGCUGGUGCCUUCUGAUCCGGUAAAAUGGGACAGACGCGACGUGCGACGCUGGGUUCGAUGGGCGUCGCGCGCUUUCAGCGUGAGCGCUCCGAGAACGCAUCUACUUCCCGACUCCGGCGCGGCGCUGCUUGAACUCACCGACCAGCAAUGGCUGCAGGUGUGCUCCGGCAACGAGCAGUCCGCGCGGCUGCUGCGCGCGCAUCUUCAGCACGCACGCUGCGCGGCCGCCGGCCUGCCGCCGCCACCGCCCCUGCCCGACCACCAAGCGCCCAGCGCCGUCGCUAUACCCUACAGUAAGUGCCCUAUAUCAUAUAGCACAUAUAGGCUAUAUAUGCAUUCCUCACGAAAGCGCCAUCUACCGGCGAGCGGCAGCGACCGCGGCGCCGCACUCAUGAAUGGCCAUCCGUACGCGUCGCUGAGUUGCCGCGGCAGCGGGGCUCCUGCGGGCGGGCAAGUGCAGCUCUGGCAGUUCCUGCUGGACGAGCUGGCGCAGGGCGCACCAGGAAUCUGCUGGGAGGGUUCUCCAACCGACGGCGAGUUCCGCCUGAGCGACCCGGACGAGGUGGCCCGCCGCUGGGGCCGCCGCAAGCAGAAGCCGUCCAUGAACUACGACAAACUGUCCAGGGCUCUGCGCUACUACUACGACAAGAACAUCAUGAGCAAGGUUCACGGCAAACGCUACGCCUACAAGUUCUGCUGGCGAGGGCUAGCGGCGGCAUGCCAGGCGCAGACGCCCGACGCGCCGUGGCCGUAUCUGGCGCCUCGGGUCGACCAGGCGCCACAAACGCCACAGACGCCACAGGCGCCAUCCGCGCCGCACGCCUCACACGCGCAAGUGCCCCAUCUACCACCGCACUAG